ACCACACUGAACAGAAACACAAUGAGCCUCCUGUCAGCUGUAUGUAUUCUCUUGGCUUUUGGGAUCUGUGAGUGUGCAGAGAAACCUCACAUUGUUUUUAUAGUUGCUGAUGACCUUGGCUGGAACGAUGUCGGAUUUCGGAACCCUCAAAUGAUCACCCCUAACCUGGACAGACUGGCUAAAGCUGGUGUCAUCCUCAACUCAUCCUACGUCCAGCCUCUAUGUUCGCCCUCCAGAAAUUGUUUCAUGUCGGGAUAUUUCCCGUAUCACACAGGACUCCAAGAUGGCGUUGUUGGGAUAAACGCAGCAAAACAUCUACCGGCCAAGCUAACAAUAAUACCACAGAAACUGAAACAACUUGGUUAUGAUGCCCACAUUGUUGGAAAAUGGCAUCUUGGCUUCUGUAACUGGAAGUAUACACCCACAGAGAGAAGCUUUGACUCCUAUCUUGGAUAUUACUCUGGAAUGGAGGACUAUCUAACCCAUAUUAUACAGGACCAUGAAGGUAACGUGGGACUGGAUUUUCGCUUCAACAAAACUGCCUAUAGAGACGCCAACGGAACCUAUUCUACACAUAUAUUUGCCAACAAGGCUGUUGAAAUCAUUGAGAACCACGACACCAGUAAGCCACUCUAUCUGUACCUUCCAUUCCAGGCUGUACAUUCACCUCUUGAAGUUCCACCUAAAUAUGAAAAUAUGUACAAGAACAUAGCAACUAUGAAUAGAAGGAUUUAUUGUGGAAUGGUGAGUGCUUUAGACGAAGCUGUUGGCAAUAUCACUAAGGCAUUAGAAGACAAAGGUCUCAUGGACAAUCUCCUGUUGGUCUUUACAACUGAUAAUGGUGGCCCUACAUUUGUUGCUGCCAAUAACCUGCCUUUACGAGGAGCCAAGGCUACACUAUGGGAAGGGGGAACGAAAGGAACUGGAUUCAGCUACAGUAAAUCCCUCCUGAAGAAGACGGGCUACCUCAACACUGGAAUGAUGCAUGCUGUGGACUGGUACCCGACAUUGGUGGAGUUGGCUGGUGGAGAGAACACAGAUCCCAACAUGGACGGAGUCAGUCAGUACGACAUGCUCAUCAAUGGUGGACCCAGCAAGCGGAAUGAGUUCGUCUACAACAUCUAUGACGAGAUUGAUGCAGCUGCAAUCAGGUACGGCGAUCUCAAACUCAUGCAAGGCAGUCCGGGAGAUCACAAUGGUUGGGCUCCUUUGCCACAUCUGGGAAUUGAUGAAGGUGUCUAUGAAGCUGAUAACCAAACAUUCCCUCCUUUCAUGCUCUACAACAUUACUGCAGAUCCAACCGAACACUUCGACCUCUCUUCCAAGUAUCCAGAUCUACUGGACAUGAUGAAGAAGAGGCUGGAGAACUGGAAGAAGUCUCGUGUUCCGGCCCAAGACCCUACUCCGGUUCCUGCAUCGAACCCGAAGUACUUUGGUGGUGUAUGGAGUCCUGGAUGGUGUUGAUGUCUCUUUUCAAACAAAUACUUCCCGUUUCACAAGAACGAAAUCUGUGUUAUUCAGUGUUGACGGUUAUUCGGUUGGAAAUACUUAAUUUUAUCUGUAAUAUAGUGUAUGAAUAAAGGAACACUGCAGAUGGGGAUAUAAAUACCAGCAUAGUCCUAAAUAUCAGCCGAGUGUGAGUAAAA
Haliotis rubra (blacklip abalone) is the source of this 1646-nucleotide messenger RNA. RefSeq names its product arylsulfatase B-like. Lineage: Eukaryota; Metazoa; Mollusca; Gastropoda; Lepetellida; Haliotidae. The transcript has a single exon. Bases 22 to 1464 code for a protein of 480 amino acids. The record is from RefSeq and is a predicted model, not a curated record.